Messenger RNA from Centruroides sculpturatus (bark scorpion), 2748 nucleotides. Its product is annotated as patched domain-containing protein 3-like. Gene Ontology annotation, cellular component: cytoplasmic vesicle membrane; plasma membrane. The record is from RefSeq and is a predicted model, not a curated record. NCBI's taxonomy places the organism in Eukaryota, Metazoa, Arthropoda, Arachnida, Scorpiones, Buthidae. Gene Ontology annotation, biological process: molting cycle, collagen and cuticulin-based cuticle; endocytosis. The transcript has 4 exons. Bases 1 to 2748 code for a protein of 915 amino acids.
AUGUCGACAAUGGUUAUUGAUAACGAUGUUGACACAGCCAUUAGGGCCUCAAGAAGUAGAAAAACCUCUGAGGCCGACAAUGUUACCUACGAGGUCAUCAAAGAAGGUUAUAGUGUAUUAAGUCCUAAUAUGAGGAAACUGUAUCAGGCGUGUAUACUUAUUAAACAUCGUGAAAUAAUGAAGUUAGAUAUUAUUCGAAGAAAAUUAUCACAAGUUUUUAAACGUUUAGGAUCGUUGAUUGGAAGACAUCCAUACUUCUUCAUAAUCAUUCCCAUAUUAAUUUCACUUGCCUCAAUAGCCGGAAUCUUUAAGCUUCGUUAUAAAAGAAAUGUAAUCAAUAGUCUAAAAGCCGAUAGCGGCCACUUGAUUUCUACAGAAAAAUUUCUUGAAGAAACCUGGAAGACUGCAUCAGUUUCUGAUGAAAUAAGAUUUACACAAGUUCCUGAUGGAGUAAUGUUAUUCAUUAUAAAUAGAAAUAGAGGAGAAAAUAUGCUAGAAAAAAAAAUUCUUCAUGAAUUACAAGUAGUUGAUUCAAUAGUUAAAAAUUGCACCAUCGAAAUGUUCAAUCGAACAAUUGGAUAUGGUGAUAUCUGCGCUAAAGUGCGUAACAAAUGCUACGAAAACCCAUUUUUCGAAAUUAUGUAUGAUGCGGAUAACUUCUUAACUGAGAAGAGAAAGUUCAAAUAUCCGGUUGACAUUGACAAUCUGACCUAUUCUUAUCACAUAUACGUCAUGAGUUUGGGAGGUGUUACGAUAGACGGAAAUGACUACGUGAAACGUGUUCAAGCCGUCCGAUUGCUUUACCUGAUUGACAGAACUGAUAAAGUAAACAUUCAGUUUGGAGAUAGUUGGGUGGCCGAAGUGUAUCAAAGGAUACAAAAUUAUAAUUUCCAAUAUAUCAAACCAUUUAUCAAUGCACUUUGGUUAAUAGAAAACGACAUUAAAACAUAUCUUUACGAUUUAAGAUACAUAAUAGCAGCCUGUGUAUCGUUUAUUUGUGUUUUUUCGAUGACGACACUCAUGAGUCACAAUAUUCUAAGAAGCAAACCUUGGAUGGGAUUAGCCUGUGUUUUCUCUGCUGGAAUGGCAAUCGUCACUUCCUUCGGAAUACUGGGAUAUUGCGGAAUGGAGAACGCUUACACUAAUAUAUGUAUUCCAUUCUUGGUGCUAGUUACCGAAGUGGAUGACAGUUUCGUGCUGAUUGCCAGUUGGAGGAUUACUGAUUCCGAAAAAUGUGUAGAAAAGCGAAUGGCAGACACGUUUGCUGCAGCAGGGGUGUCAAUCACCUUGACGUCAAUUACUAAUUUGUUUUCGUAUUUUGUUGGAAUGACAGCACCAAUUGUUGUUGUUAAGAUCUUUUGCAUUUACUGUGCAACCUGCAUAUUCUUCACUUACGUAUUUCAAAUAACCUUCUUCGCUGGAUGUAUGGCGUUGAGCGGGUACAGAGAAGAGAAAGGUCUUCAUCCGAUUACCUUCAAGGCGUAUGCACAUCAAGAAGAAGAUUUUCAAAGAAUCGAAAAAAAUGAAGAAUGUUUAAUGAGAAUAAUUAGAGAUAAACUAGGAGACAUUCUUUACUAUACGCCAACGAAAGCGAUUGUAUUGAUUUUGUAUUUAAUCAAUUUAGGGUGUGGAUGCUUCGGAAUGUUUUUUAUAAAACAAGGAUUAGAAUAUCAGAAAAUGUAUCCAUCUGAUUCAGAAAUGUAUCAAGGUUCUCGAAUGUAUUACGAAUACUUUACCGAAUACACUUUUCCUGUUCACAUAAUCAUUAACAAAACACUCGAUUAUUCAGACAAAAACGUUCAGAAAUCGGUGGAAAAUCUCCUUAGAAGAUUUGAAUCUCAUCCUCACGUUGCCGAUUCUCGCUUUACUGUUUCCUGGCUGAAAUAUUACAAAGAAGUUCAGAAAAAUCCAAUUGCAAAAUACGCAUUUACAGGUUAUAACAUGUCGAACAAAGAUGAUUUCAUGGAAGGACUUCGAGUUUUCUUACGAUUUAAACCAGCCGAGCAAUUUUCAAAUGAUUUGGUAUUCAGCCCGGAUGGAUCCGAGAUUACCUGCAGUCGAUUUUUUGUUGUCACGAAAAAUAUACGUAACAGAGAAAUUGAAAUUGCUACAAUGAAUGAUUUUUUUAAAAUUGCAGAUGAAGCAUCUUUCCCGGUUAUUGUUCAUUCUAUAAUUGCAAGUUUAGUAGAACAAGGACUAAUCAUCGACGGCUUGGCCAAACAACUGUUUUGGAUGACUGGGUUAUUGAUCGCAAUUGUUUUUUUCAGUGUGAUUCCGAACAUCUUCUGUUCUCUUGUAGUGGCAGUUUGCGUUGUUUCUACCACGAUAGAAACAUUAGGUUACAUGAGCUUGUGGGGAAUUAACUUAGAUAUAAUAUCUUUGACGAGUUUGAUUCUGUGCGUCGGAUUUUGCGUUAAUUAUCCGGCUCAUAUUGCGUAUGCUUUUGUGACGUCAAAUUGCAAAACGUCGAAGGAUAGGAUGAAAGAUUCGUUGUAUCAUGUUGGCUUUCCUAUAAUUCAAGGAACUUUUUCGACUGUUAUAGGAAUACUUUUCAUAUAUAAAGAUUCGUACGGAGUACUUACAUUUCUGAAAGUUGUAUGUUUAAUCACUAUGGAAACUGCUUUUCAUGCAUUAUUUUUUACUCCAGUUGUUCUUUCGUUCUUACAUUCUCGCCUUUGUUUCAAACAAAAAGCAAAUUUCACAGAAGUAACAGAGAGAUUUGUUGAAUUAAAUAUGAAUCAGGAAUAA